GAAUUUUAAUAUAAGACCAACGCAUUUAAAUUUAUAAGCUUCUCAAAAUUUCGGGUGCUUAAAGCCCUCCAAUUAUUAACCCAAAUUGAUUAAAGUAUCACGAUCCCCAUACUUGUGACCUCCAAAUUUCUCUCCAGCGAACUUCUCCAUCGAGUUGUGUAUAGAGAAAACAAAGUAUGGCAGAGCGAAUCCUCAGCUUGGGAAUUCUCAUAGAUGUUGUGGAUGAAGAAUGGAUGCGAGAUACUCUGCCCGCUGAUGAUCUCCCAUUACCACCAGUACUACUUCCAAAGACUGAUGACAACGAAGACUCAAAUCAAGAGGCUCCGCAAGUUGACGGAGAUACAUGGCAUGACCUUGCUUUGGAAAAUCACUGACAUUAAUGAUCAAGCUCAUCAUUCGAUUUUCAACCAUUAUCAUCAUUUGUAUUGUUGGACAUGUGCUUGAUUAGUGUACGGAAACUAGUUUCAACUGUUCUUUCUCUUGAUAUGUUGGUCAGUAGUCUGCUAGUCGCAGCAUGUGAUGUGUGGAUUUGGCACACUUCAUGGGGUUUGAACCUUGCCAGUACAUAUGGUAUUUAAGUGGAGUAAGGCUAGAGGGACGGAUCCAUUAUCAACCGAGUUAUGAAUCUUGGGUCACUGGCUAUUGUUGGUCAGUGGUCAUCUUAGAAGUGGUCCACUUAGAUGUCUUGGCAAUAUGUUCUCUCUAAUGGAACAGAUCUAGGGAAUAUUGGCGGACGUUAAGGUCAUUCCUCACAGUUUGUACCAAAUUGAGUGUCUUGUUUUAUUAGUUGUUUUACUUUA
Molecule: messenger RNA, 800 nt
Organism: Lycium barbarum (goji berry)
Lineage: Eukaryota; Viridiplantae; Streptophyta; Magnoliopsida; Solanales; Solanaceae
Product: anaphase-promoting complex subunit 13
Exons: 4
Coding region: 177-374 (65 amino acids)
Biological process (GO): protein K11-linked ubiquitination
Cellular component (GO): anaphase-promoting complex
Source: RefSeq, a predicted model, not a curated record